UUCCUUUCUUUCAUGUGGAACCCGCUCUCCUGGGUGAUGGAAGCCGCCGCUUUGGUUGCCAUCGCUCUGUCCAACGGUCAAGGCCAGCCUCCCGACUGGCAGGAUUUCGUCGGUAUCGUCCUGCUACUCCUCAUCAACUCGUCCAUCGGUUUCUACGAAGAGCGUGGUGCGGGUAACGCGGUCAAGGCUCUCAUGGAUUCGCUCGCCCCCAAGGCCAAGUGCAAGCGUGGAGGUUCUUGGUCCGAAAUCGAGUCCGCCGACCUCGUCCCCGGUGACAUGGUUUCAUUCAAGAUUGGUGACAUCGUUCCCGCCGACUGCCGUCUCACCGAGGCCAUCAACGUGUCCAUCGACCAGGCCGCCUUGACUGGUGAAUCCCUGCCCCAGUCCAAGAAGCUCGGAGAUCAAUGUUUCUCGGGUUCCACUUGCAAGAACGGUGAAGCCGAGGGUGUGGUGAUCUCCACCGGUGCCAACACUUUCUUCGGUCGCGCUGCCUCCCUUGUCGGACAGGACGACGACACCACUGGUCACUUGCAGAAGAUUCUCGCCCAAAUUGGAUCGUUCUGUCUCGUUGUCAUUGGUAUCUUCGUCUUGGCGGAGAUCCUGGUUCUCUAUGCUGGAUUCCGUUACUCUUACCGUCGUGGUAUGUGCAUUACUGCUGCCUUCCGGCAAGCGUACCGAAGCGUCACGUUUAGGUCUCAACAACAUCCUUGUGUUGCUCAUUGGUGGUAUCCCUAUCGCCAUGCCUACCGUGUUGUCUGUCACCCUGGCCGUCGGUGCGCAACAGCUUGCCAGCUACAAGGCCAUCGUCACCCGUAUCACUGCCAUCGAGGAACUUGCCGGCGUCACCAUUCUGUGUUCUGACAAGACUGGUACUUUGACCACCAACAAGCUCACCAUUGAUCGCCAGACCCUGGUUACUUACUCGUCUUUCUCUGCCGACGACGUUAUCCUUCUGGCUGCCUACGCGUCUCGCACUGAGAACCAGGAUGCCAUCGACACCUGUGUUGUUGCCUCUGUCGGUACUGAGCGCGCUCGGGCUGGGAUCAAGCUCUUGGACUUCAAGCCGUUCAACCCCGUUGACAAGCGUACCGAGAUCACCUACCGUGAGGAAGCGACUGGCAAGCUGAAGCGUGUCACCAAGGGCAUGACUGGCGCCAUCAUUGAGCUUUGCACCCGCAACAAGACUGAGGAGCUCGAGGCCAAGCUCGAGAAAGACGUCGAGGAGUUUGCUACCCGUGGACUGCGUUCUUUGGCUGUCGCCUUCGAGGAGCUUGAGAGCACCGACCACGAGGCUGAGGGUAACGGUUUCGAACUCAUCGGUCUUCUGGCCAUCUUUGAUCCUCCCCGUGAUGAUACCAAGCAGACCAUCGACGAUGCGAUGGCUCUCGGUGUGAAGGUCAAGAUGGUUACUGGUGAUCAGCUCGCUAUUGCUAAGGAAACUGGACGUCGUCUCGGUCUCGGUGAUCACAUGUACCCUGCCAAGGUUCUCAAGGACGGACCCACGCCCGGUGGCAAACACGCGACUCUGGAUGAGAUGAUCAUGGAUGCGGACGGUUUCGCUGGUGUCUUCCCCGAGCACAAGUACGAGAUUGUGAAGCGUCUCCAGGGUCUCGGCCACCUUUGCGCCAUGACCGGUGACGGUGCCAACGACGCUCCCGCUCUUUCCCGUGCCAACGUUGGUAUCGCUGUCGAGGGUGCCACUGACGCUGCUCGUGGUGCUGCCGACAUUGUGCUUACCGAGCCCGGUCUUUCCACCAUCGUGCACGCCAUCCGCGGCUCCCGUGUCAU
This is a messenger RNA of Mycena citricolor, 1788 nucleotides long. Lineage: Eukaryota; Fungi; Basidiomycota; Agaricomycetes; Agaricales; Mycenaceae. The record is from the annotation of a GenBank genome assembly.